Messenger RNA from Achroia grisella, 1974 nucleotides. RefSeq names its product programmed cell death protein 4 (gene Pdcd4). The record is from RefSeq and is a predicted model, not a curated record. Bases 178 to 1515 code for a protein of 445 amino acids. NCBI's taxonomy places the organism in Eukaryota, Metazoa, Arthropoda, Insecta, Lepidoptera, Pyralidae. The transcript is spliced from 10 exons. Gene Ontology annotation, cellular component: cytosol; nucleus. Gene Ontology annotation, biological process: negative regulation of DNA-templated transcription.
CAAAACAAAUACGUGCGUCGUGCGGUCCAUUGUUUAUCAACCACAUUUUGAUUGAUAUUAUUGACAUAUAUCUUGUGAGAAUCUAAAUAGAUUCUCAUUUGAGCGUCUAUUGCUGUUUUUAAGUGAUUAGAGUCUUGUUUACAUUGUUGUAACCGAGCCGGGCCCUCAUUCGCCGCUAUGGAAGUCGAACGUGUCGACUCAGAAAACGUGGCGGUGGACGAGGUCGCGAAGCCGGCAGGUAACGUAGGUGCCGGGGAUGCAGCGACAUCUCAUAAUGAACGUUUACGCCGUAAAAACAAGAAAUAUACGCGUACCAACAGUAAGGAGGCAGCUGGCGUUAGUGCGGUGACGCCUCUACCAAAAUAUCGGAGUUGGAAAAAUAGCCGGAGACCACGCAAUGGCCAUGGAAGGGGGCUACCGAAAAAAGGUGGCGCUGGUGGCAAGGGAGUGUGGGGUGCUCCAGGAUCAGAAAUGCUGGAGGAGUACGAGGAGGAUGCCAAUGAUCCUAAUUACGACUCGGAGGCUGUCACCAACGGGGACAUCGAGUUCAAACAGGUCAUCGUGGAGGCGGAUCCAGAGGAGAUCAUUCGCAAGGCCGAACCCGUUAUCCUGGAGUACUUCGAGCACGGCGACACGAACGCGGCCGUGGAGGACUUUCUGGAGUUCGUCACCGCCAAGCGAAGCCAUUUGGUGUGCGAGACAAUAGUAGAAAUAGCUUUGGACCAUAAGCCGUCUCACUGUGAAAUGGCCUCUGUACUUAUCUCUGACCUCUAUGGCAGAAUACUCUCCGCUAAGGACAUUGCCUAUGCGUUCGAGCAGCUGCUGGAGAAGCUGCCGGAUCUAGUGUUGGAUACCCCGGAUGCGGCCGUGCUGUUGUCGAACUUCGUGGCGCGCUGCGUGGCCGAUGACUGUCUACCACCAAAGUUCGUGCAGGCGCAGGCGAAUGCACAACUCAGUCCGCCCGCCAGGCAAGCCAUUCACAGGGCGGAGACGUUGCUGUCAAUGAAACAGGGGCUGGUGAGGCUCGACAACAUUUGGGGCGUCGGUGGUGGUAUCAGGCCAGUCAAGUCGCUGAUCCGCCAGAUCCAGCUGCUGUUGAAGGAGUACCUGACGUCCGGAGACCUGGCGGAGGCAAUGCGCUGCGUCAAGGACCUGGAAGUGCCACAUUUUCACCACGAACUUGUCUAUGAGACUAUAUUACUAGCGGUGGAAGCAAUAAAUUCGAGCGUAGAAGAACAAUUGUGUACGUUUCUGGCGGAGUUGCGGAGGUGCGUCAUAGUGUCGCCGGAUCAAAUGGAUAGGGGCUUCCUGCGCGUGCUCGAGGACAUGACAGAUAUAGUGCUGGACGUGCCGCUCGCGUACAUAAUGCUGGACCGGUUCAUGGAACGCUGUCAGCACAAGUUCAGGCUCGGGGACGCCGUGCUGAAACGAGUGCCCACUAGAGGACGUAAACGUUUCGUGUCGGAGGGCGACGGUGGCGCCAUCAAGGACCACGCCCUCAAAUUGCGCGAGUAAACUGCAGAGACGCGUCACAGAGCGAGCCGAAUAACAGAUGCGGUAUAUAUUUAUAACAGAAAGAUAUAUUUAUAUAUAUGUUACCUAUCUCUAAAGGGGUCAUUGUAAAUGGUAUACUGAGCCUGAAGCCAGUAUAUAUUAAUAAAACUGUCAUUGUAUUUAAAAAAAUAUUAUCAGUACUGAAAAAUAUUAUGAAAUUGAAUAAAAUUCACAAAGAAGUAAAGUGGGAAAUUCAACAUCCAAUGUAUACUAUAACGGCUUGACCGAUUUUUCUGAUUUCUUAUUGUGUAGGUAUAUUUGGUAGUUCAUAGGCUAUUUUCUAUGCCCCUAUUAGAUAAGGGUGAUGCUAUACAGGAAAUAAUAACGUGAAAAACAAUGCGGUAAGCGUCUAAAUCAACUAAUAAUUUAGAAAACCUAGAUAUACAAAUCGCCGCCACAUGAUUUAUGUAUGAAAAGUAU